Molecule: messenger RNA, 1976 nt
Organism: Lolium rigidum
Lineage: Eukaryota; Viridiplantae; Streptophyta; Magnoliopsida; Poales; Poaceae
Product: pentatricopeptide repeat-containing protein At3g24000, mitochondrial-like
Exons: 1
Coding region: 1-1887 (628 amino acids)
Biological process (GO): RNA modification
Molecular function (GO): protein binding; RNA binding; zinc ion binding
Source: RefSeq, a predicted model, not a curated record
AUGAGAAAACACCACAAGCUUCUGCGCCACUGGCUUCUCCGCUACCGAAACACCAGACCCAUCAGUCUCACCGCCUCCGCCGCGGCCAACCCAUUCCCGGCGACCGCAACCGUCCAUUCUGACCUCGAUCUCUUGGACGACGGCGAGCUGGCCCCGACCCCGCGCGUCUACCACGGGUUCAUCACCGCCUGCGCGCAGUCCAAGAACCUCCAAGAUGCCAGGAAGAUCCACGCGCACUUGGCCAGCUCGCGGUUCGCGGGCGACGCCUUCCUCGACAACUCGCUCAUCCACAUGUACUGCAAGUGCGGCAGCGUGGUCGAAGCGCACAAGGUGUUCGACGAAAUGCGGAGGAAAGACAUGGUUUCCUGGACCUCGCUCAUCGCCGGGUACGCGCAGAACGACAUGCCGGCGGAGGCCAUUAGCCUGCUACCUGGCAUGCUCGAGGGACACUUCAGGCCAAACGGGUUCACGUUCGCCAGCCUCCUCAAGGCCGCCGGCGCUUAUUCUUCUGACGGCUGCAUCGGCGGACAGAUCCAUGCUCUCGCAGUGAAGUGUGACUGGCAUGAGGACGUCUAUGUGGGGAGCGCGCUUCUGGACAUGUACGCGCGGUGCGGGAGGAUGGACAUGGCCACUGCGGUGUUCGACAAGCUUGACUCGAAGAACGGGGUUUCCUGGAACGCGUUGAUUUCCGGGUUUUCGAGGAAGGGCGACGGAGAAACAGCGUUAAAGGUGUUUGCAGAGAUGCAGAGAAACAGGAUUGAGGCAACGCAUUUUACAUACUCCAGCUUGUUCAAUGCCAUUGCUGGUCUAGGCGCUCUCGAGCAGGGCAAGUGGGUGCAUGCACACAUGAUCAAGUCUGGGCAGAAACUGACCGCGUUUCUCGGAAAUACGAUUCUUGACAUGUAUGCAAAAUCAGGUAGCAUGGUCGACGCGAGAAAGGUGUUUGACCGCGUGGAUAAUAAAGAUCUAGUUACUUGGAACUCGAUGCUCACGGCACUGGCGCAAUACGGGCUCCGAAAGGAAGCAAUCUCCCAUUUUGAGGAGAUGAGGAAAUCAGGCAUUUACCUGAACCAGAUUUCCUUCCUUUGCAUUUUGACCGCCUGUAGCCAUGGAGGACUCAUGAAGGAGGGCAAGCGCUACUUUGACAUGAUGGAGGAUUAUAAUUUAGAGCCCGAGAUUGACCAUUAUGUUACGGUUGUUGAUCUUCUCAGCCGAGCUGGUCUACUAAACUAUGCUCUGGUCUUCAUAUUUAAAAUGCCUAUUGAACCAACUGCCGCUGUUUGGGGAGCCCUGCUCGCGGCUUGCAGAACGCAUAAGAAUGCCAAGGUAGGGCAGUUUGCAGCAGACCAUGUCUUUGAACUAAACCCAGAUGAUAGUGGUCCAGCUGUGUUGCUGUAUAACAUAUAUGCCUCCACUGGCCAAUGGGAUGCUGCUGCUAGGGCGAGGAAGAUAAUGAAGGCAACUGGUGUGAAAAAGGAGCCUGCAUGUAGUUGGAUUGAGAUAGAGAAUUCCGUGCACAUGUUUGUGGCAGGCGAUGAUGCCCAUCCACGAGCCCAAGAGAUAUAUAAGAUGUGGGAUGAGAUAAGCAUGAAGAUUAGGAAAGAAGGAUAUGUUCCUGAUAUGGACUAUGUGCUUCUGCACGUAGACGAUCAAGAGAGGGAGGCAAACUUGCAGUACCACAGUGAGAAGAUCGCACUCGCGUUUGCACUGAUCCAAAUGCCUGAAGGGGCAACCAUUCGGAUCAUGAAGAAUAUUAGGAUAUGUGGGGAUUGCCACUCUGCAUUCAAAUAUAUCUCCAAAGUUUAUAAAAGGGAGAUUGUUGUUAGGGACACUAAUAGAUUUCACCAUUUCAGCAAUGGUUCUUGUUCCUGUGGAGAUUACUGGUGAUUCUGCUAAGAUUUAGGGUGCUUAUGAAUAUACGAGGCCAUGGGUUGAUUCAGUAACAACCAAAAAGACCAUGUUUAUGCACAGGUCGA